UUUCAACCUCCAUGAACAAUGCUGCACGGCUACCAACAAAUUUACAACUCUCUUUGCAAUCUUUUGCCUGACUGUAAACUAGACACAAGAGGUGAGGCAGAGUUCCUGUAAGUGUGCGUCUCCGUGUUUAGCUGAAAUCAAUACAGUUAUGUGUGGAACUUGAGGCACUUGAGGGGCAGCGGUCAACGUGCUUUUACGAAGGAGAAAAGUUGUCAGCCAAAGCGUAAAACUUGUGACCUGCAGAGAGAAAGAGGAGGCACAUGGAAGGUGUUGCUCUUGUGUGGAGAGAGGACCCAAUGACUUUGUGUUGACAGCUGAAGAGUUCAGGACAUAGCAGGUCCUUUCAACAAUCUUUCCGUUCGGCGUCGGCGAGCACUGUAGGACACAGAUCAUCAAGAAAGAUGUUCUUUGUGGCUGGGGCCAGAAAUGCGGCAGUGUCGGGAAGAGGAAAUGAAAGGAGCAGGUCAAUCUACCAGAAAUUUCGUGAGGUAGAUUUAUUGGACAAGAAGAAAACAGUGACAGCUCUAAAGCCUGGUGAAGAUCGAGCUAUUCUCCUCGGUCUUGGGAUGAUCCUCUCAUCUGUCAUGAUGUACUUUGUGUUGGGGAUUACUACAUUACGCUCCUAUGCAGACAGUGUGUGGACAGAGGAGGGUGUGUGUGUUGUUCGCAACUCCACGGUCACAGCAGACAUGAACUGUUCCUACAACUGUGGGUCAGACUGCUGGAGAGUCUCCAAAUACCCCUGUCUGCAGGUCUACGUGAGCGUCAAUAACACAGGCCGUGUCAGCCGUUUAUCCCACAAUGAGGAGACCCAGGAUGCCAGCUCUGAAUGUUUUUAUGUGCCCAGGUGCCAGAAGGACACAGUGGCUUUGCACACGAUGAUUAUGAACAUCUCUGAGCGCCUGAAGGUGAACCAGGAGGUCCCAUGUUACUAUGACCCGAUGGAGCAGCAGGAGACCGUCCUCCUGACCCGGCUCUAUGACCACAGCGUUGUCUUCCACUCGCUGCUCUGGCCCUCAUGCAUGAUCACAGGAGGGGCUCUCAUCAUUAUGAUGGUGAAGCUCAAUCAGUACCUCUCCAGACUGAGUGAGGAGAUAGGGAAGAUCAAGAGGUGAAAUAUGUUCACACCUAUGGUGGUUUGGUGGUGAACACAUGACAUGAACAGGGACUGAACAACCUUGUUCUGAUCUCUUGCAAACUUUCCUCUUCAGCUGAGACUUUAGGAACAGUUGACAUUCACUGAGGAUGUGGAUGUUUAUGAAAGUGGAGGGACUGUUCCGCAGCGGAAACAGUCAGACAUUUAGCUGGCUUUUACACAGGGCAACUGUGCCUGGAUUUUGCAUGGUGUUAAAGCUUUGUAAAUUGUUCUGAGGUUACAUGUUAAGAAGAAAGUUUAUUGAACCUGUAAUCUUAAAUACGGAGCAUUAUAAGAGUGCACUUGAUAUGAGAAUACCAAAACAUAUUUGAACCGACAAGUAAAAGCCUGUAGUGUCUCUAAAAAUAUGACCAAGUACAGUGAGUGUUAUGACUGUUUUUGAGCACACAUUAAAUAUGUAUGGUGCAGUGGCUCAGUGGUUAAGACCGGUACCCUGUGUGCGAAAGACAUCAUAGU
Molecule: messenger RNA, 1612 nt
Organism: Solea senegalensis (Senegalese sole)
Lineage: Eukaryota; Metazoa; Chordata; Actinopteri; Pleuronectiformes; Soleidae
Product: calcium-activated potassium channel subunit beta-2-like
Exons: 6
Coding region: 402-1115 (237 amino acids)
Biological process (GO): potassium ion transport; detection of calcium ion
Cellular component (GO): membrane; voltage-gated potassium channel complex
Molecular function (GO): potassium channel regulator activity; calcium-activated potassium channel activity
Source: RefSeq, a predicted model, not a curated record